Messenger RNA from Colletotrichum orchidophilum, 690 nucleotides. RefSeq names its product methyltransferase. The transcript has a single exon. The record is from RefSeq and is a predicted model, not a curated record. Bases 1 to 690 code for a protein of 229 amino acids. Lineage: Eukaryota; Fungi; Ascomycota; Sordariomycetes; Glomerellales; Glomerellaceae.
AUGGCCACCGCCCCCAAGGACCAGCAGGCCUCUGCCGACAUCAAGUCUCGUGUCAAGGAGUCCUACGACGCCAUCGCCACCGAAUACAAUGAGUGGACUCUCCGCCAGACGUCUCUCCGCAUCGAGUAUCUCGAGAAGCUCAUGGAGAAGCUCCUCACCGCCAAGCCACUGUCGGGCCAAAUGUCCCUCGUCCUCGAGCUGGGCUGCGGCUGCGGCCUUCCCGUCACCGAGAGGCUCCUCACGGCCCCGGAGACCUACGUCACAGCCAACGACCUGUCCACCACCCAGAUCGAGGUCGCCAAGGAGAACCUCGCCAAGCACGGCACCGACCGCGUCUCCUUUGUCGAGGGCGACAUGAUGAAGCUCGAGUUCUCCGAGGGCUCCUUCGAUGCCAUCAUCGGCAUGUACAGCAUCAUCCACCUGCCCCGCGAGGAGCAGAGCGAGAUGAUCCGUCGCGUCGCAAAGUGGCUGAAGCCCGGCGGCUUUUUGCUCGCCAACUUUGCGUCCAAGGACUUGCCCGCCGUCGUUAAUGAGGAAUGGCUUCAUGAGAAGGGAUGGAUGUACUGGAGCGGCUGGGGAGCCGACGCUACUGUGGAACAGAUCAAGGAGGCCGGGCUGGAAGUCAUCGUGAAGGAUAUCGUCGAUGACAAGGACGACGCUGAGUUCCUAUGGGUCAUGGCGAAGAAAUAA